CUCUCGGGCCACUACCUCUACUAUCACUACGGCUGCGACGGGACGGACGACCGGGGCUGGGGCUGUGGCUACCGCACGCUGCAGACGCUGUGCUCGUGGCCCCGAGGCCGGCCCGCGGGCGUGCCCGGGCUGGCUGCAGUGCAGGCGGCCCUGGAGGACGUGGGCGACAAGCCCCCCGGGUUCUGCGGCUCGCGGAACUGGAUCGGCUGUGUAGAAGCCAACCUUUGCCUCGCCCACUUCGAAGGGCCUGAGGGGCGCCUGUGCCACGUGCCCCGUGGCGCGGGACUUCGCGGGGAGCUGGAAAGGCUUUACUCCCACUUCGCAGAGGGCGGAGGCCCGGUAAUGGUUGGGGGGGACGCCGAUGCCCAAUCCAAGGCCCUGCUGGGAGUCUGCGUCGGGCCAGACACCGAAGCCUACGUCCUGGUGUUGGACCCUCACUACUGGGGGGCUCCAAAAAGCCCCCGUGAACUGCAGGAGGCCGGGUGGGUGAGCUGGCGAGAGGUAAGCACAGCCUUCGACCCCAACUCCUUCUACAACCUGUGCUUUACCAGCCGUAACUCUGAAGAGCAGUAGCACGCCACGGACUGAGACUCGUCCCGUACAUGUGCACCUGUUUUCUUCUCAAAGGUGUCCCGUAGAGCCUGUGGCCUUUGGCAUCAAUAAUAAAGUGGCAAAACCCAGCUAA
Messenger RNA from Carlito syrichta (Philippine tarsier), 685 nucleotides. RefSeq names its product UFM1 specific peptidase 1 (inactive) (gene UFSP1). The transcript has a single exon. Lineage: Eukaryota; Metazoa; Chordata; Mammalia; Primates; Tarsiidae. The annotation marks the transcript as partial. The record is from RefSeq and is a predicted model, not a curated record.